AUGCCGAUCCGCGGUUUUGAUGAUUGGGCAACCAGUCGCAUCCAGGCCUUGUCCCUCUCCGCCUUAAAGGGUGCCGUGAUUGGUAUCCAUGCUUCUCACUACCUUGAUCUUCAUUUAAACCAUCAUGUUACCAAGGAACCUCUUCUGAUUGCCCUGGGAGGAUUCCCAUUUGCGCUAAAGUCCCACAUUGAAAGAGAACUCCAAGCUCUUAAGAAUGCCGGAGUUACGUGCGUGUUUGUGUUCGAUGGAUUGGAAGUCGGCAAGCCGGAACCGGAUAUCAUAGCUCAGAAUCAGUCUACUCGCGCCCUAGAACAGGCCUGGGAAUACUACGAUCAGCAACAGGCGGAACAGGUGGUUGAUGCAUUCAGCAACGCGGGAAGCGCAAAGCCGGAAUCACUUUAUAAAUUUCUCCAAAGAAUUCUUCUUGCAGAGGGAAUUGAUUUUAUUGUUGCGCCAUAUUCUGCCGCCCCUCAGCUAGCCUACCUUGAGAAAGGGCCGAACCGGCUUAUUGAUGCUGUCUUUGGACCGACAGAGCUCUUUUUAUUCGAUGUCGAGAAGGUUAUCACGAAAGUUGAUACAGAUCUUUUCCACUUCAGUUGGAUCACGAGGCAGACAUGUGCCAAUGAUUUAAAUCACCUGAGCAACGAUCAAUUCGUCGACUUCUGCCUGCUUCUCGGCUCUCCCUUUCUCCGAACCUUUCCUCCCUUCGAAAACCACCCGUAUCCGGGGAAGGUACUGAACAUUCGCGAAGCGCUGAACUUGUACAACAGCUCUGGGAGGAAUGCUCUUGCUCUCUGUGCCCAAUUCGAAGAUGAUCAACGAGAUCUACAGUAUGCAGAUCGUUUUAAACGGGCGUUUAUGACUGUAAAACAUCACAUUGUUAUGGACACCGACGGCAAAGUAGGGCCAAUGGACCCUGAGAAUGCAUCGUCCGACUUGCACGAACUGAUUGGGCAACGACUCCCAGAGGAACUUUACUUUUAUAUUUCUAAAGGCAUCUUAGGGCCAAAUGUUCCCAAUUGGCUAACAUCUGGUGAAAUUCCAAUCACUCUCCCACUUGGCACGGAGGAUUCCGACAUCUAUCGCCGCCUCGUAUCCGAUAUGCUUACUCCUAUCCGUACUCAAUCUCUUUGUCUUCUCUCCAACUCGCUGCAUCGGUUUUAUCAGACAAAGGCUAUUCAUAUUCGUCCUUGGUAUGAUAACAAAGCCGACCGAACUAUCAACUUAAAGACCUUGCCAUCGGUAAAAGAGACCAUCGUGUCUUGGCGCCUUCGCAAAGCCCAGCUUCCUGAUGGGUUACAGGAGCUUCAGGGCUCAUCUCCGCUUCUGACAUCCUCUUUGGCGAUCGUUAAAGAUCCGGCCUUUGUUUCAAAGUCGUUCGCCGGUAAAGAUGCUCCGCCACUUUCUUCAAAAUCUGAAAUUCUCGCCAAUGUCACUUGGCGGUUCUUGCAGCUACGAGGCUACAUUGACGAAAAGCACCAGCUCACAACAUGGGGCAAAGCAUUGGAAGCAGCUCUAUCCUCGCUAAACCCAUCUGAAAAUCUAGAGGAACCCGCUUUUCUAGCGGUAGAAAUGCUCCGUUUAGGAAUUUUAAAUUCAAAAGAUGUUUUUGCGAACAUUUCAGGGGGCCCGAUGAGAGGCACAGCUGAGGAGAAAUCGUUUAACCUGCUUGUUUCUCGCGUUGCAUGUUUCGGCAAAAUUCGCCACAAGUCCAUUGGAUAUUCUGGUCCAUUAAGUAGACAGCUUUUGUCUUUCCAUUCGUUGAUCUACGCAAUUCGGUCGACUCUCCGCGACUUAAUAGAAGUCAUACUCGCUGGCUUGCUUCUUAGCGGAGAAGCGUGUCGGGAUCGAAGUGAUUUGUCCAGCUUGAGCCUCGACCUGCCAUUUAUUGAUGACAAUGACUGCGGCCUCGGGAUCGCUGUGCGCACCUAUCUGGACGACUUGCCGCAACAACCUGAGCCGACAUCACAGUCCGUGCGGGCCGAGGUCAAGACGAAAGGAAAAGAAUGGUUCCAGCAUAGUCACAGUUUCGUUGAAAAUUUAGACAUGGCUUUCCAGAUCUGGGAUGCAGUCUACAAAGUUACUCAGAACGCUCCUUCGAAAGAAUUUAAGGAUGCUAACUUAUGGGAGGACACGAACAGGUGGCUUCAGGACCGAAGGUAA
Molecule: messenger RNA, 2163 nt
Organism: Coccidioides immitis RS
Lineage: Eukaryota; Fungi; Ascomycota; Eurotiomycetes; Onygenales; Onygenaceae
Product: posttranscriptional regulation nuclease
Exons: 9
Coding region: 1-2163 (720 amino acids)
Biological process (GO): DNA double-strand break processing; DNA recombination; mismatch repair
Cellular component (GO): nucleus
Molecular function (GO): 5'-3' DNA exonuclease activity; 5'-flap endonuclease activity
Source: RefSeq, a predicted model, not a curated record